Molecule: messenger RNA, 1205 nt
Organism: Python bivittatus (Burmese python)
Lineage: Eukaryota; Metazoa; Chordata; Lepidosauria; Squamata; Pythonidae
Source: RefSeq, a predicted model, not a curated record
UCUAAAUAUCAAUCAUCACUAUAGACAUCUCUGCAAACGGUAGAUACAUUUGACUUCCCGUGGCAUUGGAGUGACUUGACAGAUCAGGAAGCCUCUGGAUGUGUGACUUCGGUGCUUUCAGUACCUGGGAUAUGCUUGUUAAUUUGUACUUGUAUUCCUCCACUUGACUGGCACCCAACUCAAAGCGUGUUGUGCUCACUGCAGAUCUUCUUUUUAAUUCAGAAAUGGAGCAGGGAUGUGAUUUUUCUCUUGAUUCUUUGAACUUGGAUUGUUUGUUAAACAUAUUUCCUGGAAAUCUGGAGUUUCAACAGAUACUUGGUGACAUUGAUGAGAAAAUAAAGAAAAAUGCUUCAGGCAUGGAUCAAUGUCUUAAGGAACUACAACUUGAAUUAAAUGAAACUUGUUCUGAUGAGUUGCUACAGGACACGACCAGUUAUCUUCAUUGGCUAAAUAACUAUGAUUUCAGUUCAACCAAACUUUCUUCAACCCCUCAAGGAGAAUUAAUCAAGUUCCUCCAAACACUGCAAAGUUUAUUGAAGAAUGAACUAAAUCAGGAAGAAAUAAUUCUUCAGUUUCUCCUUGAACUCUCCAGUCAGUGUGGUGUCUUAUUUCCCCGUACUCCAAGUGGAGCAUCUUUUGAAUUUAUAUCCAGUAGUUCCAUUCAUGGUAUUGAAGAUGAUACAGCAGUAGACGUUCACUGUAUUUGGGAUGAUAUAAGAUUACAUCUUCGACGCUUCUUAGUAAACCAAUUACAAACUAAUCAAGAAACAAAAACUGGUACUUUACAACAUCAACUGCAAUUUAAAACUCGGUGUCUCCAGCGACUGUUUUUUCUUUAUCCUGAAUCUGAAGUUCUAGUCAAGUAUCAAAAAAUGCAGAAUAAAUUGGUUAGAGAUCUUUUGCAGAAAUGUGUUCAGGAUAAGAAUGAUGAAAUGAACUUUGAAAAGGUUGUUCAUAAUUAUAAAAGUUCAAUUCCUGCCUUCAGUGCAAUGAUAAAAGAAGAUUUAUAUAUACUAAGUGGAAUUACCGAUUCUUCUUCAGUAUUGAAAUUUAUUAAUGAAACUUAUUUGAAUACCUUCACUGAAGAAAUUGCUAUUCUUCUUGACAUGUUUUGUGAGCUUCAAUUUAAAGAAAAGACAUUACCUGCUGUAAAGACAAGCAAGAACUCAAAGAAAAGCAGAGGAAUGGUUCAUGUUGGGGGUUAG